Molecule: messenger RNA, 822 nt
Organism: Miscanthus lutarioriparius
Lineage: Eukaryota; Viridiplantae; Streptophyta; Magnoliopsida; Poales; Poaceae
Source: the annotation of a GenBank genome assembly
AUGGCGUCCGCGCCCGCCCCCGGCGUCGUGGUGGUGUUCGACUUCGACCGGACCAUCAUCGACUGGGACAGCGACGACUGGGUCAUCACCAAGCUCGGCGCCGCCGACGCCUUCCAGCGCCUGCGGCCAACAAUGCGCUGGAACCCACUCAUGGACAGGAUGAUGGCGGAGCUGCACGCCAGGGGGAAGACGCCCGAGGACAUCCGCGACUGCCUCCGGAGCGCGCCGCUCGACGCGCACGUCGUUUCCGCGGUCAAGACGGCGGCGGCGCUCGGGUGUGACCUGAAGGUGGUGAGCGACGCUAACACCUUCUUCAUCGAGACCGUCCUGGCGCACCACGGCGUGCUCGGCUGCUUCUCCGAGAUCGUCACCAACCCGGCGAGCGUCGACGCGGACGGCAGGCUCAGGAUCUCGCCGUUCCACGACUCCGCGGACGCGCCGCACGGCUGCAGCCUCUGCCCUGACAACAUGUGCAAGGGCAAGAUAAUCGAGAGGAUCCAAGCAACAGCCAGUGACAAGAAGCAGCACUUCAUCUACAUCGGUGACGGCAAGGGAGAUUACUGCCCAUCCCUCAAGCUGGGGGAAGGGGACUAUGUCAUGCCAAAGGAGAACUACCCCCUUUGGAAUCUCAUCUGCAACAACAAGCAGCUUCUCAAGGCUGAGGUUCACCCGUGGAAUAGCGGCGAGGAACUGGAAAAGAUACUACUUACGUUGGUCAGCAAAACUAUAACCCCACCUGCACAAGUUUCCCAGUUUGACUACAGCAAAUGUGAGAUGAGCAAUCCAGCAAUCCAGCAUCCAGCCCUCCGUGUGCCACACUGA